This is a messenger RNA of Penicillium canescens, 1237 nucleotides long. RefSeq names its product Zn(II)2Cys6 transcription factor. Gene Ontology annotation, biological process: regulation of transcription by RNA polymerase II; DNA-templated transcription. Gene Ontology annotation, cellular component: chromatin. The coding region runs from base 23 to 1237 and encodes 404 amino acids. The record is from RefSeq and is a predicted model, not a curated record. Lineage: Eukaryota; Fungi; Ascomycota; Eurotiomycetes; Eurotiales; Aspergillaceae. Gene Ontology annotation, molecular function: zinc ion binding; DNA-binding transcription factor activity, RNA polymerase II-specific; RNA polymerase II cis-regulatory region sequence-specific DNA binding. The transcript has 3 exons.
AAAGCUUGCAAACAUUCUAACAAUGUCGCCUCCUGAUGAUAUCGUGCCCAUGUGGUUCCAAUGUGACUAUCCAGAUUGCAACGCAAAAUAUCGGCGUAAAGAGCACCUUAAUCGACACCUUAAUCAUCAUAAUGGGGAAACAAAUCUUGCCUGUCCUUAUUGUGAGAGCGUCCUGACCAGGAAUGAUCUGUUGCGACGCCAUAUCCGGACUUAUCACCCGCAGAGACAAGCACCACCGUCUCGAAAGUUUAGGGCAUGCAGUGCAUGUCAUGCACGGAAAGUCCGCUGCGAAGGUGUAUUACCAUGCAAUGCCUGUCAACAUCGAGGCGUCAUCUGCGUACCUGCUGGGGGUGAAACCACAAGCGAACAACAAUUUUGGAUCGAUGAUCUCUACCAUUUGCCACCAGUUUCCACAAUCGGUGGUUCCGUUCCUGACGCUUCCCGGUGGAUUGCUCAUGACUAUAUUGAUAUUUACUUUGAUGCUUUCCAUUCAGCGUGGCCAUUUCUCCAUCGAAGCACAUUUGACUUCACUAAAGAGCCUUGUGUACUUGUUCAAUCCGUUGUCGCAAUUGGACUGUGGGUAAAAGGUACUCAGGAGUCGCGAGAAGCGUCAAUACGUCUACAUGGUAGGCUGUGCUCUGCAUUUUACGCUCAAAUGGACCAAUGGUGCAUCUCAGACUUGAGUCCACGUCACAACACAAAUACCUCGUGGCCUAUAGCAACAUUUCAGAGUGUGCUCUUGAAUAUUAUCCUUGCCCUUUUCAUUGCAAGAGAAGAUGGUAGUAUGGAUUUGAGUAUGCGAUGCCGAUUGCCGGACGACAGAUACGAGCUCCUGACUGCGCUUGUUCAAAGCUGUCGACGGUGGGGUAUAUUCUCUUAUCCUAACAUGCUUCUGCAACACGAAGACAAUGCACCACUCGCACUGGUAUACAUAAGCGUUGAAGAGAUCAAGAGAUUCGGACUAGCCCUCUAUAAGGUGUCCCGAUUAUCCACGCCCUUUGACUUGACCGGAGAAAGUGCCAAUGAUGGCAGAAAAGAUCUUUUGAACCUGGCCGAUUUGUCUUUCUGCAUGCCGGACAGUGAUGACCUAUGGAAUGCUCCAUUGGGUGCGGAGUCCGCGGUGUUAAACAGAUGUGAUUCAUUAGCAGUCGCACGGGAUAAUGGAGACGCGAAAAAUUGGAUAUCUCAAGCAUCGGCUCUUCUACAUGACGCACGAGUCGGCUUUGAUUGGAUAUAG